AUGGGCCAACGACAGGAACUUAAACUUGUCGCUAUCCAAAAAACCUUGGUGGCAGUUGGCACAGUUCUCACACAGUCUGUUCAACUGCUUAUGAAUGCCCGCCAAACUGGCGGCAUUCCAAACACCAUGAACCAAGUUCCCAACACCAUGAACGAAGUUCUCACACUUCAAGUGGAUGCCCUUGCUCUCCUGGGGCAUACAAAUUAUGACCUUUCACUCCGUCGUCGCGAAACGAUGAAACCCAGCUUGACUAAAGAGUAUGCUUCAUUGUGCUCUUCCCAAACAUCGGUAACCUCGAUGUUGUUUGGCGAUGAAUUACAAAGCCAACUAAAUGCAAUUCGAGCGUCGAAUCGAAUUAGCCAAACGGCCACCCAGUCCACGACUGGACAUUUUGGUAGUCACAACAAAUCGACUUUUCAACGGCAUCCAAGAAAUGAUCAUGAAAAGUCUUUUAUAUCCAAAGGCCCCAAACCGCGUUGGUCGAACAACAGAUUCCCCAGUCAUCAGAAAAAGCGGGAAGGGGGCAACAAGUUCAACAAGAAGUGA
Paramuricea clavata is the source of this 546-nucleotide messenger RNA. The record is from the annotation of a GenBank genome assembly. Lineage: Eukaryota; Metazoa; Cnidaria; Anthozoa; Malacalcyonacea; Plexauridae.